AUGGCAGACUAUUACUUGGGAUACACAGAAUUGGAGGGAGACUUGUAUACAUUGUCGGGGAUUCUUCACACCUUUAGUAAUUUUGCCAGCACGCAGCCAGACAGUGUCUCUGAGAACUGUGUAACAAUCUACGGGUCGACAGGGAUUUACUAUGACGAGUCAUGCAGCGCAAAACACUUCGGAGUUUGUUCUUCGAUUCCAAAUUCUGCAAAAAGUCACCAAGAGACAACAAAUGCAAUAACUACCACAACUAUUCCUUCAUCUUCCAUCGUUGAUACAAAUUGUAUUUGUUCCUGUUCUAUGACCUAUGAUCUGAACCCAAAGGUUAAUCUCACUGCUGAGCAGGAAGCAGAAAUCAAAGAAAUAAAGCGAAACCUUACUGUCGAGAAGUCCACAUUAUCGAGUUCAGUGCGCAGGCGCACAAGUGCUCCAGAUGAUCGCAGAUCUUCACAAACUGUUGGGUUAUUUGGUAUUUGUUUUCUUACCCUCACGUUUGGGUUUCUCGUAUUUGCUGAUUGCAUCCGGGCAAUAGACUUAAUCAAUUGUCAGCAGAGACAUGACAUCUUCACUUUCCAUUAAGAUCUUUUUAUCAGCAUGGAAUUAGUCAAAAUGUACAUAUAUUUCUUGUCGUUUCUUUCGUACAUACUUUAUC
Messenger RNA from Saccostrea cuccullata (small rock oyster), 652 nucleotides. RefSeq lists its product as uncharacterized. The coding region runs from base 1 to 579 and encodes 192 amino acids. The record is from RefSeq and is a predicted model, not a curated record. NCBI's taxonomy places the organism in Eukaryota, Metazoa, Mollusca, Bivalvia, Ostreida, Ostreidae. The transcript is spliced from 2 exons.